GAUUGCUGAAUGUCAACUUCCGUGCCGCCACGAAAAGUUGGCUUGAAUUUGCGGACAAAGCUUGGAGUAGUCCCGUCACUUGUGGAAUUAUCAUGAGUUCUUCUUCAAAGGUUGGAGAGAUCUUCACAGCUGCUGGGUCCGCCUUCAGCAAGCUGGGAGAACUCACGAUGCAGCUACAUCCCAGCUCUGACCAGGGAGCUGGGGGCACGGGAGGGAAGUGGACAGAUCAAGAGCUGGAAAUGCUCCGAGGUGCGGUCAAGCGUUUUGGGGAAGAUUUGAACAAAAUCAGCGAUGUGAUCAAGAGCAGAACAAUCUCUCAGAUCCGCACCCAGAUGAAACGCAAAGCGUUUGAGGAUGCGGGACUGCAGCCGCCGACAGCGGGGUCCAAAGGCGUGUCACAGGCAAAGGUGGUCACGAAACCUGUCCAGGCGGUGUCCGCGCAAGUCGUGGGGGAACCCCAGGCCAAGAAACAGAAGACAUCAGAGGUCACCCUGAGCGCACUGAACGCCCCCGAGGGAGACGUGGAUAUUGAGGGACUGGGGGACAACAGCGGUCACAAAAAGCUGGAUUUUGACUCAGAUGUGGACUCAAGCCUGUUGUGAAGGAAAGACUGAGAAGGAAAUGAAUGCAGGUGUGAGAAGAUGGAUGGAUGGAUACUUUUUGCUUUGUGGUGGCAGAUUGAGUGUGUCUGUCUGUUUUUGGUACAUGAUAGCAGGUGGAAGGUGUGUUUGAGAUUUGCUGGGGGGGGGGGGGGAGAUUGAGUAGGGCCCUUGCAUUUAUAUGUCUCAAAGCUUGGUGUUCUCACUUAAAGCAGUAUGAUAAAGUUAUCAUAAUAUAAUGUGUAAAAAAGUUGUUCCCGCUUCCGAUCCGGACAUAAUGUGUAUUUCUGCGCAAAAAAAUUCUUCAGGAGCAAUGUGGAGGUUUACUCUCAAUGAUUUAUGUCUUGUGUAAACUGGCUCUGGCAAAAUGAUAUUUUAUGUUUUAUAUAAUGGCAAGUGCGUAUGACUA
This is a messenger RNA of Aplysia californica (California sea hare), 1008 nucleotides long. RefSeq names its product chromatin complexes subunit BAP18. Gene Ontology annotation, cellular component: NURF complex; MLL1 complex. The record is from RefSeq and is a predicted model, not a curated record. The transcript has 6 exons. Lineage: Eukaryota; Metazoa; Mollusca; Gastropoda; Aplysiida; Aplysiidae. The coding region runs from base 93 to 602 and encodes 169 amino acids.